Molecule: messenger RNA, 2080 nt
Organism: Erigeron canadensis
Lineage: Eukaryota; Viridiplantae; Streptophyta; Magnoliopsida; Asterales; Asteraceae
Product: probable protein arginine N-methyltransferase 3
Exons: 8
Coding region: 85-1932 (615 amino acids)
Biological process (GO): peptidyl-arginine methylation
Molecular function (GO): protein-arginine N-methyltransferase activity
Source: RefSeq, a predicted model, not a curated record
GGGGUUAUAUUGUAUCUCUAUCUCUAUAGUUUCUGGGCGAAAAACCCUAGUCAACCUCUGUUUCAUAGUCACACUACUGAUAAAAUGGUGGGUCCACUUAACAAGAAUCUUGAGUCGUUGAAUGGAGAAAAAGAAGAAGAAAUGUUGGAUAAUUCACAAGAUUUUGAUAAUGAUGAGGAUGAUCAUGAUGAACAAGAGGGAGAGCAGAACUGGGAUGAUUGGACUGGUGAUGGAGAAGAAGGGGAAGAUGAUGUUGACUCAGAAAUGAUAUGUUUGUUUUGUGAUUCUAAAUAUAGUUCCAGUAGUUUGUUGUUCGAGCAUUGUCGGUCGAGCCAUCGUUUUGAUUUUGGAAGCAUUAAGACAACGAUGAAGUUGGAUUUUUACGGUUGUUUCAAGCUAAUCAAUUAUGUUAGAUCACAGGUGGCGCAGAAUCGAUGUUGGAUCUGUGGAAGUACUUGUGAGUCUAGGCAAAAGCUACAAGAUCAUUUACAUGAACCAUCGGCUAUUGAGUUUGCUAAUCUUCCAUGGGACAAUGAUAUGUACCUUAAACCAUAUAUGGAAGAAGACCAUCUCUUGUAUAGUUUUGAUGAAGAUGAAGAAAUUGAUGAUGAUGACGACAUGGUCAGAAGUAUAGACGGUUUAGAAAACAUGAACAUUGAUGACAAAACUGAUUUAGAAGCGUAUGCUAUUAACUCUAAGCUUCUGGAAUCCUGCAAAGAGGAUUCAGUAAACGAGGUUUCUUCUAUUUCUAAAAACAACGGCGCAAGCUCAGAUAGAAAAUCAAGAAGUUCUUCUGUCAAUGUUGCCGAGCGUGAAAUAAUGAUUGUGAAUAAGGACUAUUUUGGCUCAUAUAGUUCGUUUGGUAUACAUAAAGAGAUGAUAAGUGAUAAGGUAAGGACGGAUGCUUAUAGACAAGCUAUUGUAGACAAUCCUUCUCUUUUAAAGGGUGCUGUUGUUUUGGAUGUUGGUUGUGGUACAGGGAUACUAAGUCUGUUUGCAGCCCAAGCAGGGGCCUUAGUAGUAAAUGCAGUGGAAGCAAGUGAUAAGAUGGCUUCAGUAGCCUCUCAGAUUGCAAAAGACAACGGUCUGCUGUGGAAUCAGGCACCAAAUCAGGGAAGUGGAGUAGUUAAAGUUAUCAAUAGCAUGGUCGAAGAUGUUAUUGAAUCUGGACAAAUUGAGCCCCAGAGUAUUGAUGUCUUAGUGAGUGAGUGGAUGGGGUACUGUCUACUUUACGAGUCAAUGCUCAGCUCAGUGCUUGUUGCACGAGAUCAUUGGCUAAAGCCUGGAGGUGCUAUGCUUCCGGACACAGCUACCAUGUUUGUUGCUGGAUUUGGAAAAGGUGCUACCAGCAUCCCAUUCUGGGAAAAUGUUUACGGAUUCAACAUGUCCUCUAUCGGUAACGAACUGGUUGGAGAUGCUGCUCAUUUUCCUAUCGUUGAUGUGGUAGAUGCAAAUAAUUUGGUGACGGGUACUGCUCUUCUCCAGGCUUUCGACUUGGUGACGAUGAAACACGAUGAAGUUGAUUUCACUGCAUGCGUUCAGCUAGAACGCAAGUCAUCAAAUUCAUCUGAGGUAGAAUCAACCAUAACUAAGUGUUAUGGAGUCGCCUUAUGGUUUGAUACCUCAUUUACAGGCAGGUUUUGCAAAGAAAAACCUACCGUUUUGUCGACAUCACCAUACACCCCUCCAACACACUGGUCUCAAACAUUACUCACUUUCCGUGAACCAAUUUCACUAGCAUCCAAUAUGUCAGUCAACGAGACUUCCUCAAUGGUUGGUAGCGAGAUCAAACCAGCCAUCAAAAUAGAUUUACGCAUCAGCAUAGCACGUGGUGUUGAACAUCGUACCAUUGAUAUUUCAUUGGAGGUAACUGCUAUUGGUUUUGAUGGUCAAAAACGCAAAUGGCCUGUGCAAAUGUUCAAUAUGCGUUAAAUCAUACGUGAAAUGUUUCAUAUGUGUUGUAUUUUCUGAAGUUUUGUUUUCCGUUUUAGAAGUCUAAUGUAGUCUGGUAAGUCGUAAGCAUUACAUGAUGUUCCUUACCAAGUUUUGUUUUUAUGAUAUGAUAAUUUGGUUUGAUGUU